UCAGCUGCAGCUGUACAUGCACGUACUUAGCCCCGGCUUCUAAAGUUCCAAUCCUAAAUGUCCCCUUUCUAGCGUGUGGUAACCUGUUCGCGGCUCUUGACAUCAUCGAGAGCUACUGCGAGAAUACUGCAGUUGCUCGUGGCCCACUCGGUGCGACAACUCGUAAGACGAUGUGGAUCUGCAUGGAGUUGUCUCACUGUGAUCCUCAUGGGCCCAAGGGCAUGAGAUCACCGUACACCCUACGCAUCAUCAGCACACUUGACCUUCAAAAGGGUCACGAUCCACAACACCUUAAAUCAGGUCUUGUAUAUAACACACAUCUUGUGGCGAUGCGCUUUGGCUAGAGAAUCUGACAAACGUAAAGAAUAUCUUGAGUCCACUGCUUGGAAGGGAUAUGCUUCUUCCUUCACUAGCACAUAAGUUAAGUUUCUGAGACCUCCAUUUGUGGACGAUCUGUCAGACUUAGCUGAAAUCAAGUGCUUGUAUUACCAAGGCUUGGAUGCACCAAUCUGAGAGGUGCUUGUCAGUAUAUCGCUGCUGCUUAACCCAGACCAGCAACGGCAAGGGACGUUCUCACGCAUCAGCUUGAUCUGUUAUUCAGCUUCGAAUAUUUUCGUCAGGUCCACAACUCUCGGCGAGCAGGUCCAUACUAGAAAUCACCGCUAGGGAGCUCCUAUCGUGCAUUUAUGAAUGUCUUUUAUAACCACUCGCUUAGAUUGGAAGAAAAGCAUCGUCAUGAACCUGCUCACUGUAGUCUGGAUUAUGUGAAGCAGAAUUGCACCGAUAGUGCUGCAUAAGUGAAUACAGGAAACAAGCACCGAGAGAGGAUGUCAAUUUGACUAAAGGUAUCUACAUGCCUUCGGAAUCCGGAAUCCGUGACAGAUAUCAGCAGCAGUCGCUCAAUAUCGUCAAACACGAAAGGCAAUCUGGAUGAGGAUACAUGCUAAAACUAAAGGGACAGUACUAGCACAGGGCGUGUGUGGUCGGGCCAGUCCGGUCACCACGUGUUAGAUAUGACUAUCACUAUCCCUUAAGGACAUGGACGUGCUCAUUAGCCUGACCUCGUGUUUAAUAGCUAUCGCAGUACCUUGCCUACAUCUGCCUACCUUGACUCAAUUGCUUGAUCUUUCAGUUCAUGCAGUAGUGUACAGAAAGCUUCUACUUUCUUCACUUCGUGCAUUGAAAUUGAGUCAUACAAGACUUUGAACUUCAAGAAGUUCGGUUAAACUGAAGUGACGAGCUCAGAGGUUCGGGACUGACAGUAAUGAGAUGCUGUUUAUCGCCAACCUACAACUCUGCAAUCUACUGGACUGAGUCAUACAUCGAUCAAUCCCAUUUACAAGCGAUUCUCUCAUCAUAUAGAUUGACAUGAAAGCUUUUCUUCAUGAUAUUCAGAGUGAUGCAGGGAAGAUUGUAAGGAGCCAGUGACACAUCCAGUUGACAUUUGUGUACAUGACAACCGCUCUGUCUUUAAAUCGCUUACAUAGGAACUGCCAUGCGCAGCGGGUGGGCAACGAACUUAAGUCCACAUGGACGUGAGCGACCAGGUCGAUCUCAACAUCUCGAGCAGAGCUCUCUCAGCCUCGGUGCAACUGUGUUCGUACACAGCCAGAAUCUUAGCAUGGUGUCAGUGUCCAUCAGAUCUCAACAGUUCCAUCUCACGCGACACAUUGAAGCUUCUUCAGGUGGCGUCUGACAUAUGUUUCGGCCACUUGCCGAUCAGAGCCUCGAGGCACCAGCAUCGACCUUCAAACGGAGGACUAUUUCCACGAGGAAGUUCGUGUCCAAGUCCUUGCCUGACGUGCUGUGCAUGGUGAGCGAGCAGCAACGUCGGCAGAUUCUCUCUGGUCUGUUGCAAACGGCGGACACGAGGAUAUGGGGGCCGAGAUGGACCGCCGUCCACCGCAUGCACACAAACCCCGCUCGCUCUCGUGUGGAGAAAAUUCCUUUUCACGUGCUGUGCAAACGAGCACGCAUUGUCAGCCCUCGAGGGCACUGAUAGAGAACAAUAACAGAGUACCCAUUAUUGAAAUCAUCUGCAGCGUUGCUCCAGUUGGUGACGGAGACCUCUUCCGUUGCAUGUACUCCGGCAUGGCCAUUUUUCCGCGCAAGGAUGGGUCUAUUGCAGACGAGUUUGAAAGCUCUUACAUCAAUUCUAGCCAGCAAUGUCAGUCGUUCUUACAGUCGGAAAUCCAGGGCAGCAUUGAUCCAUCUCGGACAGAGUCCACAGUUUUUUCAGGAGUGGGAAAACGGUGACGGUGGCACUUGCAAGUCGUGGAAGGACUUAAAUUUAUGUUCAUUCAUUGAGAAGGCGCCACCGCGUGGCAGUCAGAAGACAAAACGACAUCAAACGGUAGAUUCUAGCAACAUUGGAAUCUCAAGGAACGGGAGAGUAUCGAACAAAUCGUUGAUUCCACAUGUACAAUACUUUAAACAUGGCGAGCUUCGUCAUCUGGUGCUCAUCAAUGACUCAAACCAAUCACAUCCAAGUACUUCCCGAGGACAAAUUACGGUCUUAAGCUUGAUCCGAGACCGAAAUUAAAUCCACUCUCGGUAGCUUUGAUGGAAAGAGUUCGACUGAUGCAAUGACCAAAGGAUUUGUGCCAGAAAGAAAUGGUGGCACUGGCGAAUACGGAGAGGUGGAGAAUGCCAAUGCUCUGAACGAGAAUAUUCAGAAAGUCGGAGAAAUGAUUGUGAACUGUAACGCAGGGUACAACCUCGAUCACCUUCAGCUGUGAACAAGCUAUGAAAUUGUGAGUUGGUUUCCCCUUCUUCACAGCAUAAAACCAUCACGAAGAGCUGGGCCUGCUUCUGGUUAUUCCAAUUUGAAUGCAACUGGAGAACCUUAGCUUCGGAAGCUAUCUCAAAAUCAGGACCUUUGAAACUUCCCCAGCUUGCCCGAGUUCGUUGAAGUCAGCCCACUCGGAGGCCUUCAGCGUCUCUACUUGAUUGCUUUACGAUCCUUACUCGGUCUUGUGUUACACAAAACCUUAUGUUAUUGAUCUGAGCGAUGUGAGUAAGAAAUGUAGAAUUUGAAAUAUAAGGCGGCUUUUCAGGAUGACUGCAUCUGAAUGGUGUCUCUUUCCCACAAUCUGUUCUCGGGACGUGAAGCAGCCUGUCAAGGUCGUAGUAGAUUGCUGUUCCAGAGUAUAUAAAGCUCAGAUCCAGUGUCUCUCUCUUUCUUCAUGCAAACUGGUUCAAAAGUUGUGUUGGUAGGAUUGCACAUGUGUCGAUUGAGACACUGAGGAGAAGGUCUAGUAUGUUGGUGAAGAGCUCUAAGUCAUUUGCACAGGCUGAUCCCUUCCCACGAGAUCUUUCUAUCGACAUGUCAAUUGAUACGAUCGUGAACGAUAGAUAGGUCUAAAUCCGCUAUGAUGUGGUCUGCCGCUCUGUCUGUGAUAAGAGCCAUACUUUACAUUUUGG
Messenger RNA from Marchantia polymorpha subsp. ruderalis, 3423 nucleotides. Lineage: Eukaryota; Viridiplantae; Streptophyta; Marchantiopsida; Marchantiales; Marchantiaceae. The record is from the annotation of a GenBank genome assembly.